Molecule: messenger RNA, 609 nt
Organism: Hydra vulgaris (swiftwater hydra)
Lineage: Eukaryota; Metazoa; Cnidaria; Hydrozoa; Anthoathecata; Hydridae
Source: RefSeq, a predicted model, not a curated record
AUGAUAAAAGCCGCAAAGCGAGCAAUUUAUUCCCAACUGGGAAAUGCGGAUAUUACUGACGAAGAACUUAUUACAGCGUUUCCUGGGGCAGAAGGACUUAUAAAUUCCCGACCAUUGACUUAUCAAUCGAGUGAUCCUAAAGACUGCACACCACUUACACCAAAUCAUUUUUUAUUUGGACAGUUAGGUGGUAAGUUCGCCGCUGAUGCAGUGGAUACUACUUCAUUCAAACCGAAAAGAAGAUGGCGACGAGUCCAAGAAUUAAUAAAACUUUUUUGGCAUCGCUGGAUGAAAGAAUGGUUACCCAUGCUUGGACCACAAAAAAAAUGGAAUAUCGUAAUGGGAGACUUAUCGAUAGGUGACCUGGUAUUGGUGCUCUCCGAAAAUACUUCAAGAGGCAAUUGGCCACUUGGUCGGGUAACUGAGGUUUUCCCUGGAAACGACGGGUUAGUACGUGUCGCUAAUGUUCAAGUUGGGAAGGUUAUCUUGGAACGUCCGAUAACCAAGUUGUGCCCUCUCGAGCCGAAUGAACCAGAAGAUGUUGACCAUUUGGUCAAAAGGGAGGAGUAUGUUCACGAGGCGAUUAGUGUAAAUAAUAGUUUAAUGUAA